GUUACAAAUAUAAUUGUUUACAUGUCAUAAAGAUGUAUGUGUAAUACGUAGGUCGUGAAGAAGAUGGCACUGUUUCCCACUCUCGGUUUGUUAUGUUGUUGCUAGGAUACCAUUUGACCGGAAACGCUUAUGAGUUAAACACACGCUAAAGUUCAUGUCUGCACAACCGUUUACCUAAAAAUGUCAGACACAGGCCUAGAUCAAGAUGGACAGAAACCAAAAGGCGUAUUCUCCACUUUAAUGGCUGAUGGAGAUUGGAUGUACACUAAAGGGGAGUACAAAAAGGCGAUACAAAGCUAUACAACGGCACUGACUUUAAAGCCUGAUGAUAAGACAUGCUACGUUGGCCGAUGCAAAUGUUACCUGAAGAUGGGGCAAUCUGAAAACGCUUUGAAGGAUGCAGAGGCUUCACUCAAAGAAGACAAGUCAUUUUUUGAGGGAUUAUACCAGAAAGCAGAGGCCUUGUACUACAUGGGGGAAUUUGAAUUUGGGCUGGUGUUUUACCACAGAGGACAAAAACUACGUCCACAAAUACAGGAGUUCAGACUGGGUAUCCAGAAAGCACAGGAGGCCAUAGAAAACUCUGUUGCAAGUCCUUCCUCUGUAAAACUGGAGAUAAAAGGGGACCUAUCAUUUUUACAAAAAGAUGAGGAGAGGGCCCAACCAAUAGCUGCUAUUCUGAAUCUGACCACGGAGAAAAAACUGCAGACAAAGAACACGCCCAAAAGUGAGAAGACAACCAAACAACUGCUUGGAGAGUUUUACAGUGAUAAGAAGUAUCUAGAAACCCUACUCAAAGAUGAAGAUCUGGUAAAAGGCAAGACAAAAAGUGGGGAGCGACUUCAGGACGUCAUUCAGGGCUGCCUCACAUACCUUGACGUUUGCACGGAGUUUUGGAACCAGGAGAGACCUAUUUGUGCACAAAAAAAGGAGCGCAAGGUCAAGCAAAACAAUGGUACUAAAGGGCACAGCGCACCCUCUGAGACUGUUCAGUUUCUUCUGAAGAGCCUGGAUGACAUUGAUGCAGAGUUGACAUCAGGAAAUGCAGAAGGUAGCCUGAUGAAGGCAGAAGAAGUCAUGAAGGUAGUGCAGGGCUGGUCCGAGAAAGAGGUGCCUAAUAAGAAAGAGGUUAUUGGCAGCCUGCACAGUUGUAUUGGGAAUGCCUUGAUCGACCUGGGAGACAUGGACAAAGCUUUGGCGCAUCAUCAAAAAGACUUGGAGUUGGCUAAGCAGUGCAAACUCCCAGAUGCAAUGUCCAGGGCUCUGGACAACAUUGGGCGGGUUUACGCCCAAAUUGGACAGUUCGCACAAGCCAUCGAGUUCUGGGAGAUUAAGGUUCCCUUGGUCUGUGGUGGUUUGGAAAAGACCUGGUUGUUUCAUGAGAUCGGCAGGUGUUACCUGGAGCUCAAUCGCCACGAAGAAGCCCGAGCCUAUGGCGUCCGCUCAGUGGCUGCUGCCGAUGAAAUUGCUGAUGAGAAAUGGCAGAUGAAUGGCCAUGUUUUGGUGGCACAAGCAGAAUUGAAACUUGGAAACUUUGGAUCAGGUGUCUUUCACUUUGAGAGAGCUUUGACUCAGGCCAGAUUGCAAGAAGAUGACUCUGCCACGAAUGUCAUUCAGAAGGCCCUUGAUGAAGCCAAGCAACACCUUCCACAGUGAGGAUGACCAUCGCAAGAUGUGUGGUGCUUGAGUGUUAAUUAAGCAGAAGGCAUACAGAAAACACAUAUAAUAAAAUGGAAAAUUGUAGAAUAAAAAUAUAUCAAUAAAAGGAAACUGGCAACUGAGAUAUUAUAAUUUUCUUAAAAUGCAUGAAUGCAUUUUGAUGGUCGCCUUAGAAACACAUUUUUCAAUAGACCUGUUUUAAGACACAAUCAUUUAUAAGCAAGACCCAGUUUUAUUUAUGUAAUAACUUCUUAAAGGUCACACACGUUAACCAGAUCCUGGAUCUCAGGGUUGUACUGUAAUUCUAUCACUUAUUUCAGCUAACAUUGAGCUCACAACGCCAUAGAGUAGUGAUUGUGCAUACUGUUCUCUGAAGUAAAAGAUAUGUAUAUGGAGAAGUGUUGUGAAGCUCAAUAUCUGGCCUACAUCCUUAUUUUCAGUUAUCUCCAUAUACAAAAUACAGAGGGAUCUUAUCACACGUUUUUACAUGCACACCGCUACCUGCCAUCCAUAAACCUUGUUUGCUCUUGAUAACUUAUCAGUUCCCCAUACAGAGCUACUUGCUGCAGGGAACUUCCUCUUUCUGAGACAGUAAAAUAGCAAUUAAUGUUCAUUUCCUGCUUUUGAUAAUAGCUUACUUUUUCUAUAUAUAUAUAUAUAGUUCUUUUUUACGAAUGUGAAACAAAGUACAGUGGUACACAGUUUAAUUUCAAAGGGUUUGGUAACGUCAAGUAUGUUUAAUU
Notothenia coriiceps (black rockcod) is the source of this 2402-nucleotide messenger RNA. It is a transcript of the gene odad4, whose product is annotated as outer dynein arm docking complex subunit 4. The transcript is spliced from 11 exons. Gene Ontology annotation, molecular function: protein binding. The coding region runs from base 181 to 1656 and encodes 491 amino acids. Gene Ontology annotation, cellular component: cytoplasm. Lineage: Eukaryota; Metazoa; Chordata; Actinopteri; Perciformes; Nototheniidae. The record is from RefSeq and is a predicted model, not a curated record.